Schistocerca gregaria is the source of this 560-nucleotide messenger RNA. Its product is annotated as c-Myc-binding protein-like. The transcript has 2 exons. Gene Ontology annotation, molecular function: transcription coactivator activity. Lineage: Eukaryota; Metazoa; Arthropoda; Insecta; Orthoptera; Acrididae. Gene Ontology annotation, biological process: regulation of DNA-templated transcription. Bases 50 to 466 code for a protein of 138 amino acids. The record is from RefSeq and is a predicted model, not a curated record. Gene Ontology annotation, cellular component: nucleus.
UGCCUAGCAACUAAAGGUUCCGGAGACGCGUUAGGUCGGCGCGUGGCCAAUGGCUUCGAUCCGGGAGGUGGUGGACGAGAAGCGCGAGGAGUUCCGGCAGUACCUGGAGCGCGGCAACGUCAUAGUGUCGGUAACGAGAGCGCUUGUCUCGCUCUACGACGAGUUCGAGAAACCAGAAGAUCCCGUGGAGUACGUGCGCAAAGCCCUGGGCGACAUCCGGCCCACAGCCGCCGAGAUGGAGAGCGUGCGCGAACGCCUCAAGGAAACCGAGAUGACACUGGAGGAACUGCGCAAGAGGAAUGACGUGCUCCGAGGCCAGCUGCUGAGGCUCGAGCCAGACAGCGAGCUGCUGGCUCAUCCCAGGGCAGGGGACGACCUGCUGGACGCAGACGCCGUCGCCGCCUACCGCAGCGCCCACGACGAGGUCGUUCUGGCGCCUCCUCCCACUCCGACGGUUAUACACUGAAACCUCGCAGCCGGCCGAGCCCGUGACUCAGCAUGUGGCGGCCGUUGCUACUCAAAUUCCUUGGUAAUAAAAUAAAUCAAAAUGCGACGCUUCA